AUGGCUAAGCGUACGAAAAAGGUCGGCAUCACCGGCAAGUACGGUACCCGUUAUGGCGCCUCUUUGAGAAAGCAGGUGAAGAAGAUGGAAAUCACCCAGCACGCCACUUAUACUUGCACUUUCUGCGGCAAGGAUGCUGUUAAGCGUACUGCUGUUGGUAUCUGGAAAUGCAAGGGCUGCAAGAAGACUUUGGCUGGUGGUGCUUACACUGUUUCGACUACAGCUGCCACUACUGUUCGCUCGACUGUUCGUCGUCUCCGUGAAAUGGUUGAAAUCUAA
Messenger RNA from Lichtheimia ornata, 279 nucleotides. RefSeq names its product 60S ribosomal protein L37a. The coding region runs from base 1 to 279 and encodes 92 amino acids. Lineage: Eukaryota; Fungi; Mucoromycota; Mucoromycetes; Mucorales; Lichtheimiaceae. Gene Ontology annotation, molecular function: structural constituent of ribosome. The record is from RefSeq and is a predicted model, not a curated record. The transcript has 3 exons. Gene Ontology annotation, biological process: translation. Gene Ontology annotation, cellular component: ribosome.